Molecule: messenger RNA, 1470 nt
Organism: Trematosphaeria pertusa
Lineage: Eukaryota; Fungi; Ascomycota; Dothideomycetes; Pleosporales; Trematosphaeriaceae
Product: glycoside hydrolase family 13 protein
Exons: 4
Coding region: 1-1470 (489 amino acids)
Biological process (GO): carbohydrate catabolic process
Molecular function (GO): calcium ion binding; alpha-amylase activity
Source: RefSeq, a predicted model, not a curated record
AUGAGACUUUUGAUUGCUGCGGCGGUUGCAUCGCUUAUUCGGGCCUCCGCGGCUGCUAGUGCAGCUGAUUGGAGGUCCAGGUCAAUUUAUCAGGUCUUCACGGAUAGAUUUGCGCGAACGGAUGGCAGCACGACCUACCCUUGCGACGUCAAUACCAACAUAUACUGCGGUGGUACAUGGAAAGGUCUCGAGAACAAGCUCGAUUAUAUUAAGAACAUGGGCUUCACUGCGAUCUGGAUUUCGCCCAUAACUGCGCAAGUCACUGAGGCCUACCACGGCUACUAUCAGACCGAUCUCUAUAACGUGAACGAGAAGUUCGGCACCGCCGACGAACUCAAGUCGCUCGCUUCUGCUCUUCACUCCAAGGGCAUGUACCUUAUGGUAGACGUCGUCCCGAAUCACAUGGCAUUUGCCGGGUGCCCCGACAAGGUGGAUUACGGGCGGUUCAAAGUCUUCAACAAAGCUGACCACUUCCACUCGUACUGUCCCAUGGAAAACAUGGCCAAUCAAACCGAGGUAGAGGACUGCUGGCUUGGAAACUGUAACAUGACGAUGCCGGACAUCAAGACCGAGAACCAAGAAGUGGCGGAUGAAAUGAACCGCUGGAUCAAUUCGCUCGUUUCGAACUACAGCAUCGACGGCUUGCGCAUCGACAGCGUGAAGAACGUCAACAAGGAUUUCUUUCCGCCGUGGUGCCGGAGCGCGGGCGUGUUCUGCAUGGGUGAAGUGUCCGAGGGUUUGGCGAACUACACCUAUCCAUAUCAGCGAUACAUGGAUUCUGUGUUGGACUACCCGCUUUACUACGCCAUGACCCGGGUGUUUCAGCAACAGUCGAACAUGUCGGACCUUGUCGUCAACCUCGCUGCUUGCACGAAGAAUGCAGAAGCGGGAUGCAAAGACUCAACACUGCUGGGAACAUUCUUGGAGAACCAUGAUAACCCACGGUUUCCGUACGCGACCAAGGAUCUCAGCUUAGUCAAGAACGCGUUGGCAUUCACCAUCUUGAGCGAUGGGAUUCCUAUUGUGUAUCAAGGCCAAGAACAACACUACGAUGGCGGAGACGACCCAGGAUGUAGAGAGGCGCUGUGGUUGUCAGGCUACAACACCGACGCCCCGCUCUACAAACAUGUCGCCUACCUCAACCAAAUCCGGAACCACAUCUCAGCCAAGCACGCCUCAUAUUCGACAUAUCAGACUAACGUCCUUUCUUAUACGUCCGACGUCAUCCAGCUCCGCAAGGAUGCUAUUCGAACCAUCCUUACGAAUCAAGGCGAGCAGGGUGGCACCUACACGCUGACGACGCAGGGCAUGCAGUUCACGAGCGGUGCUACUGUCGUGGAUGUGCUUACAUGCACAAAGUAUACGGCGAACGACAAGGGAGAAGUCGACGUGAAGAUGCAAGGUGGGAGUCCGAGCGCAUUGGUAGAGGAGGGCAGUCUCACGGGAAGCACCAUGUGUGGAUAUACAUGA